AUGUUGCGACAGGGUUCGCGUUUCCUUCUCAGCCGAGCUUCCGCCGCUUCGAUGAGGUGGAGCCGCCCUUUUUCCACUGAUCUACCGGCGGAGAACGCAGGGGACUCCAAGUUUAUCGACGCCUGGAAGAAAGUGAUGCCAAAUAUGGAUCCGCCGAAAACCCCCUCGGCUUACAUGGCUCCUCGCCCGCCGACACCGCCCACCAUCCCCUCGAAGCUGACAAUCAAUUUCGUUCUUCCGUACAAUUCCGUGUUGUCCAGCAAAGAGGUCGAUAUGGUCAUUGUACCAGCAACUACUGGACAGAUGGGUGUUUUGCCUGGUCACGUACCAACAAUUGCUGAGCUCAAACCAGGGAUUCUAUCUGUUCAUGAAGGUAAUGAUGUGACCAAGUACUUUGUGAGCGGUGGCUUUACCAUCAUCCAUGCAAACUCUAUUGCCGAUAUUGCUGUCGUUGAGGCCACCCCGAUUGACCGCAUUGACCCGAAUUUGGUUCAAACGGGCCUUACUUUGUACCAGCAGAAGCUAAGCUCUGCAACAACUGAAGUUGAGAAAGCUGAAGCUCAAAUUGGGGUCGAUGUACACAGUGCUCUCAAUGCUGCUCUUACUGCUUAA
Molecule: messenger RNA, 612 nt
Organism: Striga hermonthica
Lineage: Eukaryota; Viridiplantae; Streptophyta; Magnoliopsida; Lamiales; Orobanchaceae
Source: the annotation of a GenBank genome assembly